AUGCCGCGACAGGGGGAGGAUAAUGCAAGUAACAACCAGGUAAAGAUCCCAGAACCAUCUGAAAAACAUACUGCAUCAAAGAAGGACAAGAAGCUAGGAAUUAGGAAAGCGAGACUUACCACAGUGGCGUUGCAAUUGGCUGACCGAUCUUACACCCAAACAGAAGAAUGUGAAGCUGACCAUGAUGUACCAAUUAUUCUUAGAAGACCAUUUCUUUCUAUUGGCAGGACCCUAAUUAAUGUGCAGAAAGACGAGCUAACCAUGACAGUGAAUAAUAAGCAUGUUACUUUUAAUAUGUUUGAUGCGUUACAAUACACAGAUGAGAAUGAGUUAUGUCACACCAUUGACUUAAUAGAAACAACAAUGGACGAAUUCGCAAAAUUUUGCUACAGCAUUUCUGACAGUGAAGACAUUUUGAUGGAGCAUGGUUACAUAGUAUGUUUUGAAAAGUUUGGUAAAUUUGAAUCCCUAGAUUUAUCAGAUCAAUCUUGUAAGCCUCCUAAACCAUCUAUAGAGGAAUCUCUUGUACUGGAGUUGAAGCCUCUUCCACAACAUUUGAAAUAUACGUAUUUGGGAAAUGAAAGUAUUUUUCCAGUUGUAAUUUCUACUAAGCUAACACCUGAGCAAGAGGACAGACUUAAUAAGGAAACUAGGAAGGAUCGUUUCCCUUUGCCAUUCAUCGAUCAAAUGUUGGACAGAUUAGCUGGUAAGGCUUUUUAUUGCUUCCUUGAUGGUUAUUCACCAUAUAAUCAGAUUUCCAUAGCACUUGAAGAUCAAGAGAAGACAACUUUCACAUGUCCAUAUGGUACUUUUGCAUUUAGGCGGAUGUCGUUCGGGUUAUGCAAUACCCUAACAAUUUCUAGCGCUGCAUGA
Gossypium arboreum is the source of this 873-nucleotide messenger RNA. RefSeq lists its product as uncharacterized. The record is from RefSeq and is a predicted model, not a curated record. Lineage: Eukaryota; Viridiplantae; Streptophyta; Magnoliopsida; Malvales; Malvaceae. Bases 1 to 873 code for a protein of 290 amino acids. The transcript is spliced from 4 exons.